AUGCGAAUGUUCUUCGUUGAUUUCCAUCAGGUCACGUUCUUCUCCUCUGUUCCUUUUAUGCAGCACCAAUACCACAACCAAACUGAAGCCAAUUUGGAGAAGAUGCAACGGCGGCUGGCUUAUAUUUUAAAUGAAAAGCUCGGAACUAUCCUAGAGGGAGUCCUCCUCAAGCUGGCUCGCUACGACUCCAACACCCUCCUAUCUUCGGUCCUAUCACUCACGAAACCAACUGAUGAGGUGGGCAAGGCGUAUGUCGAAUUUAUGCGAGUCAAUUUGGAGCAGCUGAGACAAAAGCUGUCUGACGAGGUCUACGUUCUGUCAACAAUGGAGGUAAAAGCCUUUCCCCCGAUGAUUUACUGCUUAUUUCCAAGAACAGUGUCCUUUUUACUCGGACCGCGGAUCAAUAGACAGGGCAAAGUACAAAGUUAUAUUUUUGUCAGUAAACUAGAGUAUUGA
Molecule: messenger RNA, 456 nt
Organism: Dibothriocephalus latus
Lineage: Eukaryota; Metazoa; Platyhelminthes; Cestoda; Diphyllobothriidea; Diphyllobothriidae
Source: the annotation of a GenBank genome assembly